CUCAGUAUCCCGAUAUUCGAUGGUGUAUAAACUGAUGACAAUGCUACACUGCAUUGCAUUUUUUCUAAGUUUCUUUGCGUUCGUCUAUUCAGCGCCAGCAGCUCAGGACUUACCAAGAAUCAAGCUAGAAGAAGACUAUUCAGAAAACACAAUAAUUUACAAGGGGCAGAAUGAUAUACAUGGAAAUUACAGAAGGGCAAAGAGAUCAACUGUAAUUAAAAUACCUUUAAAAAACUACAAGAAUUACCAGUACCAUGCAAAAGUGAAAUUUGGGAGCAAUAAUCAAGAAUACAAAAUAAUGUUUGAUACAGGAUCUGGUUUCACUUGGAUACCAAAGAAACACUCGGAAGAAAAUACGUGUGCCAAGAAGUACAAACACUUUGAAAGUAACACCUUUGAAGACUUCCACACAGUCAUGACAACAGUAUAUGUAAAAGGAGAGGCAACUAUGAAAUUGGGAAGUGAUUCAGUCACAAUCGGCAACAUGGUGGUGAAUAAUCAAACCCUUGGUCUAGCAAUUAAAAGUGAUUGUGAAGGGAACGAAUAUGAAGGUAUCAUUGGUUUGUCAUUCCUCUCCAUUAACCAUUCAUCAAUUAUACAGAAUAUGCUGUCUCAAGGCCUCAUCAAAGAACCUGUCUUUGCAUUCUAUCUAAAUAGAAACCAUGGGAGUACAGACAGUGAAUUAACGAUUGGAGGUUACAAUACAGACCACAUUAAAAAUGAUCAACUGAACCCAAUCCAAGUAACUGAUCCUGAACAUUGGCAGGUACCGAUUGAGAUGGUGCGCUUUGGCAAACAGGUGAUUGCCGUUUACCAAAAAGCAAUUAUAGACUCAGGCUCUUCAUUAAUAGUUGCACCUUUCAAAUUUCUCCAAUGCUUCAUUGACAUCAUUAGAAAAUCUUAUAAUAUUGAUCUUAAAAGACAAGAGAACGGCUUGCUUUCAUUUAAAAGGAAUCAAUCCCUUAAACUACCCAACAUUACAUUUGUCUUGGGAAAUAAUCUUUACACUCUAACUGAGAAAGACUACACUAUUGAAAAUGAUCAAGAUAUUGAGAUCAGUAUUUCUUUUAUAGAUUACAGUUCAGAUACUUGGAUUCUUGGAGAUUUAUUCUUACAAAAAUAUUAUUUAGUUUUUGAUUAUGGUAGAAGAACAAUAUCUUUUCCAAAAACAAGGUUUAUAGAUGGAGAUUUGUUAAAGUCAAUUAUUGAUCGACAUUUGCCUUCAAAAGGGAAUUCUAUGAAUAUUGUGAGAAUCCAAGAAAAUAUUUACUUAUUGAUAUGUUUAUUCAUUAUUUUCAAGUUAAAUUUUAUUUUAACAAGUUAGUAUAAACCCAUUGGUUACCAAUUUCGUUCCAAACAGACUCUGAAUUUCUUAAGUGGACAUUACUCAAAAUUGAUACAGCAAACACAGCUGUAUCAAUUAUUUUUUACAAUCUCUUGAAAUAAUGCCAUCCAUGUCAACCAUUGAUCCUAUAACACCUUAUGAAAAUAGUCGACUAGUUUGUAACAACUUACGCAACCAACUUAUAACUAGUUUGUAACAAAGGACAUCCCACCAAAUAGCAAAACAUCCUACAACAUGUUUUUUUCUAAGCAUCUAAAAUUAGAAAUGACCAACCUCACCAAUUAAAUCAUGGAAUUUAUUCAAGAAUAUAGCCAUCUUAAACAAAUGCCACAAAAAAAUGGAGGCAGUUUUUAAAUUUAAUUUUUUAAAAAUAGUUGUACCUUGUUAUGAAAUGCCAUUCAACUAAAAACUUUAAAAAAGAUUCCUCGUUAACUUAAACACUUACCAUUAUCGAAGUUUAAAAAAAAUAUAUAUAGACAUAUCAGUAAUUAUGGAAUUCUACAAAAUUUAUGUUUGAAACAUAAAAUAUAAAAAUCUUAGAGUUUUACAUUACAAUUACAAGUACUAAAAUGAAAAGGUUUUUAUGAGAAUAAUUCUAAGAUUGUUUCUUGAGACUUCUAAUAACUCAUAUCAUAAGCAAUCACAAACAAAAUCAUUUUAGAGUGAGAAAAUCUAAUUUUAUUAAACGAUACAAAUUAUUAAUUAUUACCAAAUUACUACUUUCUCCUGGUAUAGGGAAUCAUCUUUUAUAUCAGCACUUAAAUUAAAAAAGAGAAGAAAAAUUAAAUAAAAUAAACAUUAAUAAUUAAACAACAACAAAAAAAAAUUGUUUUAUUUCACUGAAGAAGUUCUUGUUUUUCUUUUUUUAAGCUUUGAAAUGUAUUUUUCCAGGAGCUAUUGCAAAUACUGACUCAACUGUGCACUUAAGAAAUUCAUUUAAUAGAUUUUUUUUUUUUUUUUGACAAAUAUUCAUAAAACCAUAACCCCUUUUACUAAGACUUACUGAAUCAACAAAAAUUAAUUCACCAAUAGGACAUUAGCAAGAAAAUAAAUUUAAAAAAAUAUUAAAAAUUACUGACUUUAAAAACGUGACUUGACUUACUUGACUUGUUUUAUGACCGACUAUCAUACCAAAAUACCAAACUGACAAAGAAUAUUUCAGAUUAUAAAAUAUAUUAUUGCAAUUACUGUUGAAAAUAAGAUUUGUUAUUCAAACAAAAUGGGUUUAUAUUACAUUCAAAAUGAACAAUAUUAAAUAACUGUAUAACAUAAAGAUUAUUAAAACAUUUGUCAAAGAAUUGUUCUCUUUAUUCUUUAC
Molecule: messenger RNA, 2663 nt
Organism: Nezara viridula (southern green stink bug)
Lineage: Eukaryota; Metazoa; Arthropoda; Insecta; Hemiptera; Pentatomidae
Source: the annotation of a GenBank genome assembly